GUGCGCGGCCCGAACUAUAUAACUAACGUAUGUGUUGGUGACUCGAAGUCUCGAAUCUCUACCCGCCGGCGCCACACUCCAACUAAACUAAACUGCUCUUCAAAUCCAAACAACAAUGGCUUCCGUGCUCACCCAGAAUCUCGCCGUCGACGGCGGUUUCGCGGCGGCGGUGCCCAAUCUCCUGAGAAACCUCCACCUCCUCUCCGCGGAACAGGUGGAGCUGGCGAAGGUGCUGGUGGAGAUGGGGCAGACUCAUUUGUUCGAGCAUUGGGCCGACCCCGGCGUCGAUGAUGAGGAAAAGAAAGCUUUUUUCGAUCAGGUGACUCGGCUCAAUUCGAGCUAUCCGGGUGGUUUGGCAUCCUAUAUCAGAACUGCUAGACAACUAUUAGCGGAUUCAAAAGCCGGAAAGAAUCCAUUUGAUGGAUUUACACCUUCUGUUCCAACAGGUGAAACCUUGAAUCUUGGUGAUGAUAGCUUUAUGAGUUUUGAGGAGACUGGUGUCAAAGAAGUUCGGAAAGCUGCAUUUGUUCUUGUUGCUGGUGGACUUGGGGAACGUCUGGGAUACAAUGGAAUCAAGGUGGCUCUUCCUAGAGAGACGACCACAGGAACAUGUUUCUUACAUCAUUAUAUUGAGACAAUAUUGGCUCUUCAAGAUGCUAGCUGUAAGCUCGCAGAAGGUGAAUGCCAAACAAAAAUUCCUUUGGUUAUAAUGACAUCAGAUGACACACAUUCUCGUACAGUAGAGCUUUUAGAGUCAAAUUCUUAUUUUGGUAUGGAACCUAAUCAAGUAAAGCUUCUAAAGCAGGAAAAGGUUGCGUGCCUAGAUGAUAAUGAUGCAAGGCUUGCAGUAGACCCACGUAACAAGUACAGGAUUCAGACCAAACCUCAUGGGCAUGGUGAUGUGCAUUCACUACUCUACUCUAGUGGCCUCCUCAAUGAAUGGCAUUGUGCUGGUUUAAGAUGGGUUCUGUUCUUUCAAGAUACAAAUGGACUUCUGUUCAAUGCAAUACCAGCAUCAUUGGGUGUUAGUGCUACAAGACAGUACCAUGUUAACUCCCUAGCUGUUCCACGCAAAGCAAAAGAAGCAAUUGGAGGAAUUACCCGGCUUACUCAUGCUGAUGGGAGAUCAAUGGUGAUCAAUGUAGAGUACAACCAGCUUGAUCCACUACUUAGAGCAACUGGAUUUCCUGACGGUGAUGUCAACUGUGAGACCGGCUAUUCUCCAUUUCCUGGGAAUAUCAACCAAUUAAUCUUGGAACUUGGUUCCUACAUUGAAGAGCUCACGAAAACAGGAGGUGCCAUACAGGAGUUUGUUAACCCAAAAUACAAAGAUACUAGUAAGACUUCAUUUAAGUCCUCCACCCGCUUAGAGUGUAUGAUGCAAGACUACCCAAAAACUUUGCCUCCAUCUGCUAGGGUGGGAUUUACGGUAAUGGAACCAUGGCUUGCUUAUGCACCUGUGAAAAACAACCCCGAGGAUGCUGCUAAGGUACCAAAGGGAAAUCCAUAUCAUAGUGCAACUUCUGGAGAAAUGUUCAUUUAUCGUGCAAAUAGUCUCAUUCUCAGAAAGGCUGGAGUCCAAGUAGCUGAUCCAGUACAACAGGUGUUUAACGGUCAAGAGGUUGAAGUGUGGCCUCGUAUCACAUGGAAACCAAAAUGGGCAGUCACUUUUAAAGAAGUAAAGAACAAAGUCAGUGGAAAUAGCUCAAUUUCGCAGAGGUCUACAUUGGUUAUCAAAGGCUGUAAAAUCUUUGUCAAGGAUCUCUCUUUGGAUGGGGCUCUUGUUAUCAAUGUUGCUGAUGAUAAAGAGGUUCAAGUGGAAGGUUCGGUACAAAAUAAGGGCUGGAUCCUUGAAAAUGUUGAUUACAAAGAUACUUCAGUACCUGAGGAACUGGGGAUAAGAGGUUUCAGAAUUAACAAGAUUGAACAGCAGGAGAUGAACUGAAGACCUCUGAGCCUUGAGUUCUGCUUGGGAGUCUUGAAAGGAAGACAGAUCCGGCUGCAUAUUGCCGUGUUAUGGACUCUAAAGUCGGCCAAUUGGCAAUCAAUUAACAAACAACAGUUUGCUCCGACCAUUGCUGGUGAUUUUAUGAUAUCAAAAGAGGUGGCCAUUCCAUGUAACCAAAAGACAAAUAUAGAGCUGCUUGAUAUAGAAGACGCUGGCUUUUAAAACAAUUGGCAUGCUUUCCUGGCUAUUUAGAAAUUGUCUUUUCUUUACAAUCGGGGUCGUCUUGUGGAAUUCUGGGAAGGUCGGCCAUCUACUGUUACAUUGACAUGCAUUUAUAGCAACAUGACUGGGAACGCUACCAUUUAUUAGGAGAAAGAUGGAUUUCACCUCCUUCUGCGCCAUGAAUUUCAACUUUCCAAGUCAGGCCUCCAAUCAUUGGAGUUCAUAUGGUGUUUCGAAGUAUGACAUUCUUAUAACUCAUCGUGUU
Molecule: messenger RNA, 2435 nt
Organism: Argentina anserina (silverweed cinquefoil)
Lineage: Eukaryota; Viridiplantae; Streptophyta; Magnoliopsida; Rosales; Rosaceae
Product: UDP-sugar pyrophosphorylase
Exons: 17
Coding region: 116-1945 (609 amino acids)
Biological process (GO): UDP-N-acetylglucosamine biosynthetic process
Molecular function (GO): UDP-N-acetylglucosamine diphosphorylase activity
Source: RefSeq, a predicted model, not a curated record